AUGGCAGACACAGGCGGCCAACAGACGGGUUUAAUCCUCUCCACGGCGUUCACCGCCCUCCUAACCGGCUACGCCUUUGGUGUCUGGACCAUCCGCGGAUACCUCAUCUCCCCCGACCUCGUCGAGGAGCGCCGACGAAACCUGCACGAUCCUGAGGAGAGCGAGGAGAGCGAUGUCGAUGAGGAUGAUUCUCUGCUGGAUCAUGCGCCUAACUGGGCUAAUGGCCCUGACGCAGACCGCAGACAGGGAUUGAAGGCGGAGGAGAAGAAGGAGGAGCCGGUUGUGAAGGAUAACGGCGAGGAGUGCAAGCUGGUUCUUGUGGUCCGAACUGAUCUGGGCAUGACCAAGGGCAAAAUCGCCGCGCAGUGCUCCCACGCUACCCUCGCAUGCUACAAGACCCUCCUCCGAGCCCCCGCCAACUCUCCCCAGCGCAAGAUCCUCUCCCGCUGGGAGCGCCUCGGCCAGGCCAAGAUCGCCGUGCAAGUCAAGAGCCAGGAUGAGAUACUCGAGCUCCGACGCAAGGCGCGCUCCCUUGGGCUCACGGCCGAAGUUAUCCAGGAUGCCGGACGAACACAGAUCGAGGCUGGUAGCAUGACGGUGUUGGGUGUUGGACCUGCCCCCAGAAGCCUUGUCGACCAGGUCACUGGAGGACUCAAGUUGCUGUGA
Messenger RNA from Fusarium vanettenii 77-13-4, 666 nucleotides. RefSeq lists its product as uncharacterized. The coding region runs from base 1 to 666 and encodes 221 amino acids. The record is from RefSeq and is a predicted model, not a curated record. Gene Ontology annotation, molecular function: peptidyl-tRNA hydrolase activity. The transcript has 2 exons. NCBI's taxonomy places the organism in Eukaryota, Fungi, Ascomycota, Sordariomycetes, Hypocreales, Nectriaceae. Gene Ontology annotation, cellular component: mitochondrion; cytosol.